GUUACAAAAUUUUUCUGUUGUAUUUUUUAUUUCUGAUCACAAAAUUAUUUAGUAAAAAAUUUCGGCAAAAAAUAUUCGUAGAAAUGGGACGAAAUAUUAAGGACCACUAUGGUGAUUCGGAAAAAAGGAUGUUAAAAGGUUUCAAAGAGGAACUACGGCGUCAUCGCAAACGCCAAAACGAACUUGUAAGAGUUUUGAAGAACGAGAUACGUGAGUAUAAGAAAAAACAUCCAAACAACAUCAACAAGAACUUUGAGAGAGCGCUUAAAAGAUUGCAAAAAGAAGAUGCUGAAAAAAAGCGUUGGAGAUUCUUUUCUCUUUUCAAAUGGUUUAGAAGAAACAAUAACGAGAACAUGGCGUGGAGCGAUUCUGACUCAGACCAAAGUGAGUUGAUUGAAAACCAUUGUCCUGCAAAUGAAGAAGGUAAGAUACGUUCGACAAUCACAUCUCCUGAGGCAAUUUAUUGCCGAAGUGAUUUUUUUGAAGAUUCACAAGACCAUGAAUUUAAAUGGGUUGACAAUACUAAUCCUGCAAAGAAAGGACGCAAACGCAUUGCAUCGGAAGUUGAAAGUAAUAAGAAUCAGUACUGCCAGUGCAAAUCACCAAAAGUGAUUGGGAAAUGUCCGAUUGUAGUUACUGAACGUAGUUCAUGUGAAAAGACAAAUCCCGAAAAUCUUUCACGUUGCUCUAGACAAAAUGUCCCAUACAGUACUGAAUGUAUUGGAUACCUUAAAGACCUGAAUGUCAUGCAGAUUAAGGAAAAUGAUUCAAUCAGUGACGAAAAUGCAGCUAUCGAAAAACGAGUUUUACGAUUACGGGAUGCAAAUGGAGAGUCACGUAUUCUUGUUGUGAAUAUGCCUCAAAGACUCCCUUUGAAUUGUGAAAUUAAGGAGAAAGACGAUGGAAACGAAGAAGCUCGUGAAAAGCAUAGGAAGAAACGAAAAAGACAUAAGAAACCCGAAUCUUAAAGUCUUAUAUUAAGGACGCUGUAAUUAAAUUUGAGAUUCCAAAUAAGCCGGAUAAUAUUACCACCAGAUGUUAAAAAACUAAAGAAAAUAAUUCCGGCGAAAGCUAAAUUUUAAAAAUUUGGGGAUCUCAAAUUUAACCUAUUAAACUAAAUUAAUGAGUGGAUAAUAGGUGUGAUAUACACUCGAUCAAGAAUUUUGUGGUAUGGUGGAACCCAUUUCCUUGGUUGAUAAUGAAGAUGUAAAUAGAGGAGGCGUGG
This is a messenger RNA of Teleopsis dalmanni, 1225 nucleotides long. RefSeq lists its product as uncharacterized. The coding region runs from base 84 to 968 and encodes 294 amino acids. Lineage: Eukaryota; Metazoa; Arthropoda; Insecta; Diptera; Diopsidae. The transcript has 3 exons. The record is from RefSeq and is a predicted model, not a curated record.